Messenger RNA from Solanum stenotomum, 8223 nucleotides. Its product is annotated as protein NO VEIN-like. The transcript has 13 exons. The record is from RefSeq and is a predicted model, not a curated record. NCBI's taxonomy places the organism in Eukaryota, Viridiplantae, Streptophyta, Magnoliopsida, Solanales, Solanaceae. Gene Ontology annotation, cellular component: nucleus. Gene Ontology annotation, biological process: root development; embryo development ending in seed dormancy; leaf vascular tissue pattern formation. The coding region runs from base 81 to 8090 and encodes 2669 amino acids.
AGGACCAAAAUAAUUCAAACCCUAUACCUGAAGGACUAUUUUGAUCAUUUUCUCCUUCGAAUUUCAUCGCUUGCUCAAUAAUGUACGGACAGCCACCGGACAACGGCGGAAGCCGGCGGCGAUCGCCACCACAUCAGGGCGGAAGCCGGCGGAGGUCGCCACCACAUCAGGGUGGAAGCCGGCGGAAGUCACGACCACAGCCACGGGAACAACAUCGACGGUUUAAUCAAAACUCCGAUCAUAUUCAUUCUUCUCAAUCUCAAAACUACUACUUACCCCAAAACUCAUAUUUUCCAAAUCAAAGCUCUAAUUUGGGUUAUACUCCAUUUCACCAAAGCCCGGGUUUUCAGUUUUCAUCAAGGAGUAGUCAUGGUGAAGUUGUUGAGAGAGUUGAUAGAGCUGUAAUUAAGGCACGGAGAGACCUUUUAGAGGCUGGUGAAAAUGUUUCAGCUUGGAAAGUUUCACAAGCUGCUUUAGUUAUGCUUAAAGCUGAUUCUUGGGAUUCUUUGGGUAUUAGAAUGCAACAAGUCCCUUCUCUCUUUCAACUCAUUGUUACCGAUGGGAAGAUUAAUGCCUUCAUCCAUUGCUUUGUGGCUGUUCAAAGAAUUACCACAUUGUAUGAUUUGGAAGUAGCAAUACUCAGGAAUGAGGGGGUGGAGCAGUUUGAAGAGCUGGAUUUGGGUCCACUAGUGAAACACCCACUUAUUAUCCAUUAUUUUUCUAUCAGUCCUGGUGUGUCAGAAGUUUUCAGGAUAACAAGUGUGGAGAUCAUAUCCUUCCUUGCUGAGUACAUGGAUGCUGAUAAAAGACGAAGAGUAGAGAUAGAUGAAUUCUUGAACUUCAUUACCGAGAAGAAAUCCGCUGGUACAACAGAGAAACUCAGUGUGCGGAUUCAAAGCUUGGGGAUGCAUAUUGCAUUUAUCAAGAAAGCAAGACAGUUUGAAACUAGUCCUGUGAACAAAUAUCUUCGUACAGUGAAAAAAGAAUCGAGCAAAAAAAUCAGGAAUCACGCUCUACUACCUGUAAAGGAGCAGCAGUUCGAUGAGCAUAUUAGUACCAUGUGUAAAUGUAUCAAAACAUUUUCCUCAGCUGAGGAGGAGCUUUGUGGUAAACACAUUAGGUUUAUAUCAGGUUCAGAAUAUGAGAACAGUGAUGAUGAUCAGGAUGAAAGUGCUUCACAUAGCCAGAGCAAAUUCCCAGUUGGAAAUAUCAAAAGCUCAGAUAGACCAACCGCAUAUCCUUACCCAUCAGCAUCUGAAGAAAUGAUGCGGCUGGGUUUGAAAACUGAAGUUGAGAUUAGUCCACACACCGCUAGUGGUAGUGAUAAAAACUGUGAAGAUAUUGGGGAAUUCAACAGAAAAAAAAAAUAUGAUGGGGUUCAGAGUUCCCUGGCUUUACCUGAAAAAAUACCCAAAAGAGAUAUGGUUCAGUCAAAGCUUUUUACUAGCAGGAAAAAAAAGGAAAAGAAAGUUGAUAAGAUGUGGAAUCAAGGCUCAGAUGUUUCAAAUGAUUUCUCACUUGAUGAUGAUUCAAUUAAGAUGUUCGUUAACACUUGGAAGGAGGCAUGUCGGAUCAACAGAGUGGAUGAGGUCUUCCAGAGGAUGCUUCAGUUCUAUAAGGCAAGGAAGCGUGUUCAAGUUACAAGGAUGUUUACAUCAUAUCCAUUUUGUGGGUUGCUUCAUGUUGCUGUUACAUCUAUUGAACGUGGAAUGUGGGAUAGUUUGUAUGAUAAGCUUCAUACAUUUCACCAAUGUGGAGUGACCAAAGGAGGUAGUGAAAAUCGUGCUGAUUCCAUAAGCAUUGAAGUUGAGCCAGCUGAAAGGGAUGCUACCAAUCCGUCUGAGAUCCUUUUGGUGUGCGAAAGUGGUAUCACCAUUGAGGACAUACAGAGUAAACUUUCCACUUAUUUGGUGGGUGAUGACGCUGCCUUGUCUACUGCAAGUUCGUACCAUGAGAAGUUCAUCUUCCUGUUGAACAAGGUUUGCAAACUUGAAUCUUGGUUGACAGAGCAGUUUUCUGUGAAGCAUUUUGAGUUACUUGGUUAUGGGAACAUCUGGCUCUUCCUAGAGAAAAAUAUGCAUCUGUUCAGUCAUGCUUUACGAAGGUUCUUCACAAAUGACAUGCAUGAGAAGCCUCCUCCGGAACCUUCAAUGCUUAAUUGCCAGUUUGAUCUAUUGUUAUCACAGGCUUCACAAUGUUUAUGGGAAAACGAAGAAGUAAACAAGCGAAAGAUUUCUGAGUUACUAAUGAGGCAAUUCCCUUUAGUUUGUUUAAAAGUGGCUGGAAAUGAUUUAAUGAUAGAUAUAGAGGGUUCUGUGAAGGCAAAGAAAGGAAAUAUGACUUUAAAAUCUGUUGUUUUCUCUGAAACAUUGCUCAAGGAAUCUGUGGGUAAAAAUAAUGAAAAUAUGUUAGAGAAAGCUGACUUGGAGAAUGAUGUAAGACAUGCUGAUUGUAUAGCAAUGUCCAAAGACGCCAUGAAGGCCUUGCUCAAGGCUCCAAUGUUGAUAGAUCUGAACUUGUGGUCUCAUUGGGGCAUGGUCUUUGCUCCUUCUCUUGGUUCUCUUGUGGGCUGGCUGUUGAAUGAGGUAAAUAGUGAAGAGCUGUUGUGUUUGGUAACUUCAUGUGGGAAGGUUUUGCGUGUUGAUCAUUCAGCCACUAUUGAUUCUUUUGUAAAUGUACUUCUGCAAGGCAAUCCUUUUGAUACGGCUGUCAGACUGUUAUCAUUGCUGGUUUUAUAUGGUGGUGAAAAAAGUGUUCCUAAUUCGCUCUUAAAAUGCCAUGCGCGUCAUGCAUUUGAAGUUUUAUUUAAAAAUUAUGAGAAAAUGAAAUCACAUGACAUCCAAGGCUCCCUCAAUCAUGCCACAUUUCUGUGCAGACAGCUCAUACAUGAUGAAACUACAUCAACUAUGAACAAGAAGUUGCUGAGGAGGGAUAGGGUUGCUAGAAUUGUGCCUUUGGCAUCGAGGUUUAUUCUAGACUGUCUGGGCUAUCUGCCUGUUGAAUUUUGCCAUUUUGCUGCAGACAUCUUGCUUACAGGGGUGAAGCCGUUUGUCAAAGAUGCUCCUUCAGCUAUCUUAGAUGAAUGUGAACGGAUAGAGCAGCGUCUUAUGCUUCAUCGAGUUGGAAUGUCUCUGGGCAUAGUGGAAUGGGUUGAAGAUAAACACAAAUUGAGUGCCUGUUCUGACACGAACUUGUUUAUGUCUUCUGGAUCAUCAUGCUUGAAAGUCACAGACCUUGAUUUCAGCAAAGACUCAACCUUAACGGAAAAAGUAUCGAGUAAAUGUCCCUUGUCUGCAAAUGAGAUUAGCCUCUCCCAAGAUCCAACUCGGCAAAACGAAAAUCGAGAUGCCAGUUUUUCUGCAGGUGUUAUAUCUUAUUAUCCUUUUGAUAAUUUGGCUGACUCUGCUAAACAGCACUCAUGUGAGCUUGAGAGUUCCGCUGCCAGAGUUAUUGAAUCUAUUCAGCGAGAAGAGUUCGGUCUGCAGCCUGAUCUUUCGCAAGUUGAUAGUGCAAUGUUGAAUAAGCAACAUGCUCGCUUGGGAAGAGCACUGCAUUGUCUUUCACAGGAGUUGUAUUCUCAGGAUUCACAUUUUAUCCUAGAGUUGGUUCAGAAUGCCGAUGAUAAUAUCUACCUUGAGAAUGUCGAACCCACUUUGACUUUCAUUCUUCAGAACAAAGGCAUUGUAGUUCUGAACAAUGAACGUGGCUUUUCUGCUGAUAACAUCAGAGCACUCUGUGAUGUUGGGAAUUCUACUAAGAAAGGACGUAAUGCUGGAUAUAUUGGGAAGAAAGGCAUCGGUUUCAAAUCAGUGUUUCGGGUCACUGAUGCUCCAGAAAUUCAUUCCAAUGGCUUCCAUAUUAAGUUUGAUAUAAGCAAUGGCCAGAUAGGUUUUGUUUUGCCAACUGUUGUACCUCCUUGUGACAUUGACUCCUAUACCAGAUUGGCCUCUUUAGAUUCUGAUUGCAAUCAUUGUAAUACCUGCAUAGUCCUUCCCUUUAGAUCACGUCUCUUGGAAACGUCUGCCGUAGAGGACAUUGUGGCUAUGUUUUCUGAUCUUCAUCCAUCCUUGCUACUUUUUCUUCACCAUCUUCAGUGUAUAAAAUUUAGAAAUAUGCUAAGCGAUUCUACUAUUGUUAUGAGGAAAGAAGUCGUGGGAAAUGGUAUCGUUAAGGUUUCCCUUGGAGAGGAGAAAUUGACCUGGUUUGUGGCAUCCAAGGAAUUGCAGGCUGACAUUAUUCGUCCUGAUAUCUCAAAAACAGAAAUUUCCAUGGCAUUUACGUUGCAGGAAACACUUGAUGGAAGCUACAACGCACAUCUGAACCAACAGCCUGUUUUUGCUUUCCUUCCUCUGAGAAAGUACGGACUCAAGUUUAUACUUCAGGGUGAUUUCGUGCUGCCUUCAUCUAGAGAAGAAGUUGAUGGUGAUAGUCCUUGGAACCAGUGGUUGUUGUCAGAGUUCCCUGGCUUGUUUGUUAGUGCAGAACGAUCAUUUUGCGAUCUGCUAUGUUUUAAGGAUAAUCCAGCGAAGGGUGUUACAGCUUAUAUGAGCUUUGUUCCCCUUGUAGGGGAGGUUCAUGGUUUCUUUUCUAGUCUGCCUAGGAUGAUUCUUUCUAGAUUACGCAUGUCAAACUGCUUGAUAGUAGAAAGUACAGAAACUGAGUGGGUUCCUCCAUGCAAAGUUUUGAGAAAUUGGACCCAGGAGGCCCGUAACCUUUUGCCUGAUAGCUUGCUUCGCAAGCAUCUGGGUGUUGGUUUCUUGCAUAAAGAUAUAGUUCUACCAGAUUUAUUAGCCAGGGCUCUUGGAAUUGAGGAGUAUGGACUCAAAGUUCUACUGCAGGUUAUUACUUCUUUAUGCUCUUCAGUAGAUGGUCUGACGUCCAUGAGUUUGGGAUGGUUAUGUGCGUGGCUAAACUCUGUAUAUAAAGUAUCGUCACAUGGGAAAAACUCAGCAGGUUUUGAGACAGAAACGGAUCUUAUGAGGGACCUCAAAAAGAUUCCGUUUAUUCCCCUUUCAGAUGGAAAAUAUGGAUCAUUGGAUGAAGGUGCAAUUUGGUUGUAUGCUGAUCAAAUGGGUGCUACAACUAAUGAGUAUGCAUCAGAAACUUUCCCAAGAUUAUACUUAAUGAUCAGAACCGUGAGUGCCGCACUUCUUUCUGCUGCUGCUGCUCUUGGUACAUCAUGCUCUGAUUCAUCAAUUGUAGAUAAUGUUACUAGGAUGCUGUACAGAGUUGGUGUAAAACGGUUAUCGGCACAUCAAAUAGUAAAGAUGCAUAUUCUACCAUUUAUCUGCAGAGAUCAAGUUGGACAAGGAACUAGAGAACUAUUGACAGAGUAUUAUGCCUUCUUGAUGUUCCACUUGCAAUUGAGUUGCCCUGACUGUCAAUCAGAAAAGGACCAAAUUAUCAGAGAAGUUCGUGAUAAUGCUUAUAUGUUGACAAAUUUUGGUUGUAAACGUCCAAUAGAGUUUCCUAUCCAUUUUAGCAAACAAUUUGAAAAUCCCGUUGAUAUGAGUAGAUUAAUCCAGGGAUUAGAUUUUGAAUGGCAUGAGAUUGAGGAUAUCUUCUUAAAGCAUCCAAUCAACAAAUUGUUAUCUGGGGGUGUGUUAAAGUGGAGAAAGUUUUUCCAGGAAAUUGGAAUAACUGAUUUUGUACGAGUUCUUCAGGUUGAGAAAAGUAUUUCUGAUGUAUGCUCUGUUCCCAUAGCAACAUCUGAUGAAGCUUUGAAUUCCAAAGGAUCAGUUGCGAGAGAUUGGGUGUCUGAUGAGUUUGCUGAUUUGUUGUCACGAUUAUCUUCAACGGGUGACAAGGAAAAAUGCAAGUACCUCUUGGAGGUACUUGAUAGUUUGUGGGAUGAUAAUUUCGCUGAAAAGGUUACUGGCUUUUAUUUCAGUUCCACUGGAGAACGACAAUUAUUUGACUCUUCAUUCACCAGAACCCUCCGUGAUGUUCAAUGGCUAGCAUCAAGUAUGGAUAAUGAGCUCCAUUGUCCAAGGGAGUUAUUCCAUGAUUGUGACGAUGUGCGCUUAAUUUUUGGUGACAACGCUCCUUAUGUCAUUCCAAAGGUGAGAAGCAAAAAGUUGUUAACAGCUCUUGGUUUGAAAACCCAAGUUACAGUUGAUGAUACUUUAGCGAUUCUUAAAGUUUGGAGAGCUAAACUACCUGUGAGCGCUAGUUUAUCACAAAUGUCAAAAUUCUACACUUUCAUCUGGAGUAGGAUGAACACUUCAGAGAAGAAGGUUAUUGAAGAAUUACGUAAUGAACCUUUUGUGUUUGUCCCUUGUAAGUUGGUUGCUUCACAUGAAGAAGUAGCACCUGGUGUUCUUUUGUCAUCGAAAGAAGUCUUCUGGCGUGAUUUAACUGGUUCCACAGACCAAGUGAAGAUUGUCUGCCCAGAAUAUGAUCCACAUUCAGUUCAGCACCCUUUCACUAAAAUGCUAUGUAGUGUUUAUCCAUCCCUUCAUGAUUUUUUUGUGAAAGAAUGUGGAGUGGAUGAGUUUCCUCAUUUCCAUGGAUACCUUCAAAUAUUGCUGCAGUUGUCGUCUACUGCUUUACCUUCACAAGCAGCUAAGAAUGUCUUCCAAAUAUUUCUUAAGUGGGUUGACGAGCUAAAUUCAGGAUCUUUGAGAUCUGAAGAUAUAGAUUUCUUGAAGCAAGGUCUUUUGACAAAGGAAUAUCUAGUUCUUCCAACUGCAGAAGAUAUAUGGGUAUCUCUGAACCCAUCCUUUGGGCUCAUCUGUUGGUGUGAUGAUGAUAAGUUGAGGAAGGAAUUUAAGUAUUUUGAUGAUAUUAAGUUUCUCUACUUUGGGAAACUCAAUGACGAGGAAAAGGAGAUUCUCAAAACAAAAGUUUCAAUAUUCUUGCGCAAAUUGAAUAUUCCUUCUCUAUCAGAGGUUGUAACACGUGAAGCUAUAUAUUAUGGUCCAACUGACUCUAGUUUUGUAGCUUCCGUGGUUAAUUGGACUCUUCCGUUUGCUCAACGCUAUAUAUAUAGCAGUCAUCCAGACAAGUAUUUGCUACUUAGCCAGUCUGGAUUUGAGAACCUGAAAUAUCUGCAGAUUGUUGUUGUAGAAAAGCUGUUCUACAAGAAUGUUAUUAAAAGUUCCCAUAUUGCAUCCAAAAAGCGGUUUGAAUGCAGUUCUCUGCUAGAGGGAAAAAUCUUGUAUGCGACUCGAGAAUCAGAUUCUCACUCUAUAUUCAUGGAACUUUCUCGUUUAUUCUCUUUUGGAACUCCCGACUUGCACUUGGCAAACUUUCUUCACAUGAUCACCACUAUGGCAGAAUCAGGUUCCACUGAGGAGCAAACUGAGUUUUUCAUUAUGAAUAGCCAAAAAAUGGCUAAGCUUCCUGCUGGUGAAUCUGUUUGGUCACUUGCAAAUGUUCCAUUGUCCAAAGAUGAUGAGAUAGGGCUGAUGAGUUCUUAUAGAACAGUUGAUGGGAAAACCCCUGUGAAUUUCCAGAAGAGAUCAGGAAUCAGCUCAAACUGGCCCCCUUCAGACUGGAAAACUGCUCCUGGUAGUGCAGCAAAGUCACGGGCAGCCAGUGGUAUCAAAAUAUUUGCACAGGCUCCAACUGAGAUCAUCACUAACGUGGAGAAUGAUCGAGCAUCAGCUGAAGCUACUGUGAAAAUGACAUUUGAUCCUCCUCAUUCCAUGACUAUACCACAUGACUUGAAUUAUACUUCAGCAGAUGUGGCACAAAGAGAUCAUCUGUAUGUAGGCACAACUGACCCUCAACAGGCAUUGUUAACUGGCAGACUCGGAGAAUUUGUUGCUUUCAAGUACUUUGUGGGGAAACAUGGUGAGCCUUUUGUGAAAUGGGUCAAUGAAACUAAUGAGACGGGGCUUCCCUACGACCUUGUUGUGGGAGAUGAUGAAUACAUAGAAGUAAAGGCCACUACAGCAACAGGAAAGGAUUGGUUUCAUAUUACCUCGAGAGAAUGGCAGUUUGCAGUUGAGAAAGGUGAAUCUUUUAGCCUUGCCCAUGUUGUGUUAUCACCUGAUAAUACAGCAAUGGUGACGGUAUACAAAAACCCAGUCAGCCUCUGUCAGCUUGGUAAACUUCAGUUAGCUCUCACGAUACACAAGUCGUGAAACUUUUUAAGAUGUACAUUUGGGUGAUUAACUAAUUCAUUAUAUUUUAAAAUUGGCUUCGUAAGACUAUCUUCAAUUCUUUGAGGUGUCUUUUGGACAUUUCAAGCUCAAGCAUAUUAGAUUAUCGAAUAAU